UGCAACGCCUUCCAGUGGAUCCAGUACGGCAGCAUCAACAACGUCUUCGUGCGCUUCUACGACGUGAGCGCCUUCGCCAUCGACUGGCUCUCCAUGAGCUACAUGCUCGUCUACAUCCCCCUGCUCUUCCCUGUCGCUUGGCUGCUGGACAAGAGGGGGCUGCGCCUCGUCGCCCUGGCUGGCUCGGCCCUGAAUGCUGUGGGCGCCUGGGUGAAGCUGGGCAGCAUGAAGCCGCAUCUCUUCCCCGUCACCGUCCUGGGACAGGUCAUCUGUGCCCUGGCCCAGGUCUUCAUCCUGGGCAUGCCCUCACGCAUCGCCUCUGUCUGGUUUGGCUCCCACGAAGUCUCCACCGCCUGCUCCAUCGCGGUCUUUGGGAACCAGCUUGGUAUCGCUGUGGGCUUUCUAGUCCCUCCAGUUCUGAUUCCUAAUGUGGAGGAUGUGGAGAAGCUGGCCUACCACAUCAGCAUCAUGUUCUUCAUGACUGCAGGUGUGGCAUCAGCCCUAUUCAUCCUGGUCAUCCUAGUCUUCAAGGAGAAGCCCCAGAACCCUCCAAGCCGAGCUCAGGCCUUGAUCCAGUCAAGACCAACAGCAGAAUAUUCCUACGUGCAAUCAAUCCUCCGUCUGCUCCACAAUGCCAACUUUUUGCUCCUUAUGGUCACUUACGGUCUGAAUGUAGGUUGUUUCUACGCCCUGUCCACUCUGCUGAACCGCAUGGUGAUCCACCACUACCCAGGGGAGGAGGUGAAUGCUGGCAGGAUUGGACUCACCAUUAUAGUGUCGGGGACAGUUGGGGCUCUGAUCUCCGGCAUCUGGUUGGACAGAACCAAAACCUACAAACAAACAACACUAGUCGUCUAUAUCAUGUCUCUAGUGGGAAUGAUAAUCUACACCUUCACUCUGAGCCUAGGCCAUCUCUGGGUGGUCUUUGUGACUGCUGGCACGCUGGGUUUUUUCAUGACAGGAUACCUUCCCCUGGGCUUUGAGUUUGCUGCAGAGUUGACAUACCCAGAAUCAGAAGGAACAUCAUCAGGGCUCCUUAAUGUCUCAGCACAGAUUUUUGGUAUUGUUUUCACCAUUGGCCAAGGGCAAAUCAUGGAUCGCUUUGGAACGAAGGCAGGAAACCUCUUUCUUUGUUCCUUCCUGUUCCUGGGGACCGUUAUGACAGCAUUCAUUAAGGCUGAUCUUCGAAGACAACAGGCCAAUUUGGAAAAUGAACACACAAAAGUGUUGCCAGAAGCUUACACUAAUCCCAUAGUUCUUGAGGAAUCAAGGUUGUGAAAUGGAGGGGUGGCAGAGCUGGGAGAUGCAGCCCUCCUCAUUCCCAUCUUUGCUACCUGCACCACCCUCCUGUGACAUGUGCCCCAUGGUCUGGAGGAAGCAUCAGGACAGGAGCCCAGUGAGCUGCUUCUGGAGAAUGUGAAAGAGCAAAACAAGAAGGGCGUUGCUCUCUUCAGUUAUACCUUUGCAUCUUGCUAUUUUAGAGACUUUGCUGCUUGGUAGAAAAAGUUGGGAAAACCCACUGUGUCCCACCCUAUCCCACCAUGUAUGCUUGGAAAAAGCACAUGUGCUGAGAAAAGCCACAGUACCGGGCUGAGCACAUGAGGGUGGCACGUUGCUUGUGGCUGUGCCUCCUCUCACAGGCAAACUGGGACAUGAAAUGCAGAAGCUGGACCACACUUUGUGAGUAGACCUGGAAGAGCUUUCAGCUAGCUCUCGGGAAGAGGGAUUGCUCUGCCUCGGUGCCUGUGAUCCUCUGUGUUGCACAGGUGAUGGUGGAGGCCUCAGUACAUCACCAGCAAGUGAAAAGCAGUGCAUCAGCCACUGCCAGCUCUGUUUUUAUUAUUUGGCUUUCCCAGAUGAAGCACUCUUAGUCUGGAUAAACCUCUGCUCAGAAUUCACUGGGGUUGGCCUGAUGUCCCUAUACAUUAGGAGUAAUUUAGAGAUACCAAUAUGCCUCCUUCUACCUGGAGGCAAGACUAGUUCUGCAACCUAAGCCUAGCUCAUCACUACAUUAGUAAUAGAAGUGAGUCAAACCACAAGUUUGACUGUCUUCCAUCUUAAUAAAAAAGUGCCUUUUGCAUGUUUCAACAGUACAUAGAAACUUUUGUGAAGUGUUAUAUUAAGAAAACCAGCCAAGGCUGUGUUGCUUUUCACAGCCAUAGAGAGGGGUAUGAUGGGAAUCCAGAUUUGCUCCAGUGUAGAAGCUGCCCUCUUACCAGCAUUUGUGUCUUAUAGACACUACCCAUCUGUAUGCUGCUUAUCUUCUAAACAUAAAUGCAGAUCCUUACAUCACUUCUCCUUCAUUUGCAGCGUCCCACCCCUGGUGGAGACAUCAAGUGUCCUUAAAUCACAGUUAUUCAUUUAUCAUUUGAAGGAGGGGACAAAAACUGCACUGAGGUGGAACAGUUAAAAAUACUGCUCUCUGACAUACCAUUUUUGACAAAAUAUUUUUUGGGUGAAAUUAUAGCAGUCUUUGAUACAUUGCAUUUUGAUACAGCCUGCCUGAGUUCAAGAAGUGUUUGGACAAUGCUAUCAGGUGUAUGGUGUGAUUCUUGGGGUGUCCUGCCC
Messenger RNA from Manacus vitellinus (golden-collared manakin), 2568 nucleotides. It is a transcript of the gene FLVCR2, whose product is annotated as feline leukemia virus subgroup C cellular receptor family member 2. Gene Ontology annotation, molecular function: heme binding; heme transmembrane transporter activity. NCBI's taxonomy places the organism in Eukaryota, Metazoa, Chordata, Aves, Passeriformes, Pipridae. The coding region runs from base 94 to 1278 and encodes 394 amino acids. Gene Ontology annotation, biological process: heme export; transmembrane transport. The transcript has 10 exons. Gene Ontology annotation, cellular component: membrane. The record is from RefSeq and is a predicted model, not a curated record.